Messenger RNA from Capronia epimyces CBS 606.96, 561 nucleotides. RefSeq lists its product as uncharacterized. The record is from RefSeq and is a predicted model, not a curated record. Lineage: Eukaryota; Fungi; Ascomycota; Eurotiomycetes; Chaetothyriales; Herpotrichiellaceae. The transcript has 2 exons. Gene Ontology annotation, cellular component: cytoplasm. The coding region runs from base 1 to 561 and encodes 186 amino acids. Gene Ontology annotation, molecular function: protein binding; zinc ion binding.
AUGGCUAUCCAAGUCACUUCUGCUGGCGGCAAAGUUAUCAAACUAAACGUUCGACCUGUACAUACCGUUGCCAACGUCCUCGAAUUUCUCUGUGCCCCAAAGAAUAUUCCAUCGGACGCACGACUCAUGCUCAACGGAGAGCUCCUCGACGCAUCAACUACAGUUGGCGAGCUCAAGCUGGAAGAAUCAUCAAUAUUACAACUCCAGAGUCCUUCGAGGAGUACAACUCCAACCGAUCGCUCUGAACCCCAAGCGCUGUUGAAUGAAUCGGUCUCCGACAGGUCAACAACAUCAUCAUCUGCCUCCACCCCGAUACCCUCGGGAGCAGCCACGCCGACCAAGAGAAAGUCCAACAAGCCCCGUUGCUCGAAAGAAGGAUGCAAGGCACCUGCACAGCCCAUAGUGGGAGACUGCGGAUUUUGCCAGAAACGGUUCUGUGGCAAGCAUCGAAUGCUGGAAUCUCACAACUGUGAAGGCUUGGAGGAUGCCAGGCGGGCCGACAAGGACAGGAACGCUGCCAAAUUACAAGGCGAACGAACCGUUAUGCUUCGGGGCCUGUAG